Pleuronectes platessa (European plaice) is the source of this 1222-nucleotide messenger RNA. It is a transcript of the gene pfdn2, whose product is annotated as prefoldin subunit 2. The transcript has 4 exons. Gene Ontology annotation, molecular function: protein folding chaperone. Bases 56 to 535 code for a protein of 159 amino acids. The record is from RefSeq and is a predicted model, not a curated record. Gene Ontology annotation, cellular component: cytoplasm; prefoldin complex. Gene Ontology annotation, biological process: protein folding. Lineage: Eukaryota; Metazoa; Chordata; Actinopteri; Pleuronectiformes; Pleuronectidae.
AGGGACGACCUGGACACUUCCUGCCCGGGGUCCUUCGCAGCAACACCCUUCCAAAAUGGCAGCCAACAGCAGCAGCACGGGCAGCAAGCCGAGCACCGUCGCCGGAGCUAAACCGGCCGGUCCUUCCGCGGAGCAGGUGGUGUCCACGUUCCAGAGGAUGCGUCAGGAACAACGUGGCAUGGCUUCUAAAGCUGCUGAGCUGGAGAUGGACAUCAACGAGCACAGCUUAGUGAUCGACACGCUGAGGGAAGUGGACGCUUCGAGGAAAUGCUUUCGCCUGGUUGGAGGAGUUCUGGUGGAGAGAACAGUAAAGGAAGUUCUACCAGCUCUGGAAAACAACAAAGAACAGAUCUCCAAAAUAAUCGAGAGCAUCAACACAAAAAUGCAGUCGAAAGGACGGGAUCUCACCGAGUACAGGGAGCGCUACAACAUCCGGCUGGUGGGGGAGGGGGAGGGGGAGGGCCAGACGGGGGCGUCGUCCGGGGACAGCGAAGGAGGCGGCUCCAAAAGCGGCGCUGGCGUUUUAGUGUCGUAGUUUCUAAUGACAUUUGGAGACAAUAGGGCCUUAUGAUUUCUGCAGUACUGAAAACAUAGUCACAAAAUAUGAACUCUUCACAGGAAAACCGAGGAUUUGGAAACUCCUGCUAAAGACGAUGCACUUGGUUUGGUUAUUUAGCGACAGACACAAAUUCAAAGUGUACGUUGUGCUUUUCUUAUGCAUGUUCAGCGUGAAUGCUAGUGUGUGUGUAACAAAUUCAACUUGUGUGUCAUUUGCCAUUUAUCAUAGCGGAAAUAUUGUGGCUUGAAUUCAACACGAUUUGGCCCUUAAGGAGGUAGAAGUCCCAGAAUGCAUUGUGACAACGCGACCUGCGAGCGUGAACAAGAGUUAAACUGUAAACAAUGAAUCUUCAGGCUCUAUUCAACCUUUGUGACGUUUUGUUUUGCUCGACCCUGAAGUUGUCUCAACACAAAGGUGAUGCAUUGAAAGGCUGCUGGUUCGUGUCCAUAAUGCUGAUGUGAGGUCGGGGGUGUGACCUGCUGUGACACACUGUUACUAUAAAGCCCGACAUUAAAGUACCAUGAAACUUGUUUAGUUCUUCUGACCUGUAGCACAGUCAAAUUGAAACGCCUCCUGGAACCUGGUGGAUGUUGUUCACUCUGUUCAUUUAGUUGUAAGGACAGAAAUGUUUGUUUAUGACCAUGAAUUAAAAAAUUCACAGUU